Drosophila ananassae is the source of this 3619-nucleotide messenger RNA. RefSeq names its product TATA element modulatory factor (gene Tmf). The record is from RefSeq and is a predicted model, not a curated record. Bases 316 to 3249 code for a protein of 977 amino acids. The transcript has 5 exons. NCBI's taxonomy places the organism in Eukaryota, Metazoa, Arthropoda, Insecta, Diptera, Drosophilidae. Gene Ontology annotation, cellular component: endoplasmic reticulum; Golgi apparatus.
GGAAGGUAGCCAAACGGCCACACUUAAAGUGUGACGUUGGUGUUAUUUUUGUUGUUGUUUUUUGGCUGGGCUGGCAAAAAAAAAAAUUGAAUCCCGACUCCGAUUUGCUGAACCUGCCAUUAUAGUUGCCCAUUAGCAGUGUUUCGAGUGUUGCCAGCGAGACGGGAUGUGCUCCUAGACCGGCCCCAGCCACCUGGCCACCUUGGAAAGCAGCUGGACGACCGACGAGCGACGACGGCCGCCGAGAAGUAAACAAACUCCGGAUAACAUUUCACGCCAGGCACUAGCUGGCACCACCUGGCACCAACUGCAACGAUGAGCUGGUUCGAGAAGGCCAAGACGGUGCUGAUCGAGGCUCUGGACAUCCAGGAUGACGAGGGCAAGUCCUCCCCCGAAAAAGAUAACUCUGGCGGCUCUGACACGCGUUCGGGUCAUGACCUGACAGCUGGCGGUGGCGGUGGCGGUGGCGGUGGCGGCGUCGGCCUACCCUCCUCGUCGUCAGCGGGCAGUAUCGCCACACCACCCUCGGACACGCCCACAUUCUUCGAUAAUCCCCAUGCCAACGAAAUGGUCACCAUUCCGCCCCGUGCUAGCGACACCACCACCACACCCACAUCCGGUACAGCAUCUUCCGCGCUGUAUGCCAAACGCCAGUCAGCCACCUCGGAUUCCGUGGAUCUGCUGUCAUCGCCCACAUCCCCCAUCUCGCCGACGGGCGGUGGGGCUGAACUUCCGGUGGUGGUGGCUAAACGGCCAUCGGAAUCCUCCCUAGAACUGAUCACUGCCACGACGGCCAGCGAAAUGGAGAUGUCGCCGGACACCGAGCCAUCACUGCCCGACAGCAUCGUGAUCAUAGCCAGCAACGAGACGUCCGACAAUGCCGAGGGCGACGGCGAAGACGACGACGAUGAUGAGGGGACACAGCUGGAGCGGCACAUGGAGGAUCAUCUGAAUGACUCUACCAAAACCAUGAAGGCCUUGGCGUUCAGCGACACCCAGGCGGCUGGUCAUGUGGCUGGAGCGGAUUCGGAUUCCACGCAGAGCUUCGAGGACAUCCAGAUGCAAAUGAGUCACCAUCACCAUCAUCAUCAUCUGAAGGGCAAGUCCCCGGCCCAGGUCAAGAUAAUGGCCACAGCCGCCUCGUCGGCACCGCCGGGAGACGUGGUGGACCAGAGCUACUCGUCCACCUCCUCGGACAUCGAGAUCAUCUCGAAUCCGAACGGGGAUUCCAGCACCAACAGCACCGCCACCCGGACCAGUCCGCAAAAGUUCAAGGAGCUGGGCGGCGUGGCGGGCGGGAAGAUGAGCCUGAAGCCGAAGGGACACCAUCGAGAGCCGUCGGAGAUAUCGCUGCUGUCGGAGGACUCGCAGUCGGAGCUGGACAAGCUGGUGCAGCGCAUCAGUGAGCUGAACCAGGUGAUUGAGGCGCGGGAGCAGCGUCUGUUGCAGUCGGAGCGCCAGAACGCCGAGCUCCAGGAGCGCAAUCAGGAGCUUAGGUCUCGGGUAGAAUCGGCGCCAGAUGCCGCUGAUGCGGCGGAGGCAGUGCAGCGACUGUCGGCGCUGGAGAAGAAGUUCCAGGCAAGCAUUCGGGAGCGGGAUGCCCUCCGGAUUCAGAUCAAGACGCUGCGCGACGAGCUCCAGAAUAAAAUCCCAAAGGACGAGCUGGCGGAGUGCAAUGAGAUGAUCCAGGGACUGCAGUCCGAGGGCGAGAAGCUGUCCAAGGAGAUCCUCCAGCAGUCGACGAUCAUCAAGAAGCUGCGGGCCAAGGAGAAGACCUCCGACACCCUGCUGAAGAAGAACGGGGAGCAGAUCUCGCUGCUGUCCAGCGAGUCGGAGCGUUUGAAGAAGUCACUGGCCGCCAAGGAGGAGAUGGAACGCACCCAGAUCGAGGCCGUGUGCCGGAUGACGGCGGAGAAGCGACGAGUCGAUGAGGAGAACGCCGAGUGCCGGAGCAAGAUCGAGGAUCUGCAGUCCCGAUUGGCCGCUCUCCAGGCCAGUUUCGACGGCCUCAAGGGUGAUCUCCAGAAGCGGACGCGCCACGAACAGGACACCAUACGGGCCGAGCAGCAGGAGUACGUCCAGCAGGUGUCCGAUCUCCGGGAGAAACUGCGCCUGGCCGAGCACAGUCUGGCGCGUCGGGAGCAGCAGAUGCGCGAGGAGAACCGCCAGCUAUUGCGCCGCCUGGAGGCCGCCGAGCUUCGGGCGGAGAGCUCCACCCACGAGCUGGGCGCCACCACCACGCCCCUGAUCCGACAGAUCGAGGCACUGCAGCGCACCCUGGACCAGAGGUCGGCGGGCUGGAAUCGGGAGGAGCAGCAACUGCUCCAGAAACUGGACGAUACCCAGGUGCAGUUGCAUUCCCUGCAGCAGCUGGAGUCCGUUCAGGGCGAGAAACAGGAGCUGCUGCGCACCCGAUGCAGUCUCCUGGAGGAGAAGCUGUCCGGCGCUCUGAUGGAGGCCGAGGCGGCCAAGAUGGCGCUGCGCCAGCAGGAGCAGGAGGCUGCCACCAAGGAGGGUCAUCGCCAGAGUAAACUGAUCCGGCUGGAGGAGGAUGUGAAGCGGCAGCAGGAACGGAUUGCCGAGCUGGAGGAGCAGCUGGCCAGGAAGCAGGCGGAGGAGCAGCAGCCCACCCUCCUCACCGUGGAGGCGGUGAAGGCCAGCACUGAACUGCAGGCUCCGAUGCAGCUGACCAAGUCCCAGGUGGCUCCAGUUCGUCCCUCGCCGCCACUCAGCCUGGUGGACGAUAGCGGCUCCAACGAGGAGGCUCUCGGCGGCAUUAUCGACUGGCAGGCGGACGACCUAGACUGUGCCUCCAAUUCCGGCCACCGGCAGCCAUCGGGGAUCGUCCAGGGCGUCCACUUGAGCUUCCUGUCGUCGAACACCAGCACCCUGGAGCACCUGCAGGCGCUGCUGAAGCAACGGGACGGUGAACUGACCCACCUGCAGUGGGAGCUGUCGCGUCUCCAGGCCGAACGUGGUGUCCUCGAUGGUGAAAUCUCCAACCUGACCAUCGAACUGGAAAUGAUGAAGGAGAAGAUGCUGAUGUACGAGGAAAUGGAAAAUGGCUACAAGGAUCUGCAGCAUCGGUAUGAUGCCCUGCUCCAGAUGUACGGUGAGAAGGUGGAGCGCACCGAGGAACUGGAACUGGACCUAACCGAACUGAAGUCCGCCUACAAACUGCAGAUCGAUGAGUUGCUGGCCAAUCCGCCACCAAAUCUCCAACGUCCAGCCGGUGGGAAGCAGACAUGAUGGCCGCCGGAACGCAGGAUUGUCUCCCUGCCAGAGUUGCCAUGCCUGCGGCGAACGUAGCCUAGCUAGGAAGGAGGAUGAUACCCAUUCCCAUUCCCAGUUCCAAUGUAUUAUUGUUUUUUUUUUUUUCGUUUUGUUCUUUGGAUGCUUUGGAUGAAUCACUAGCACUAUAGCAACCAUAUGUACCAUACAUGCCAAUAUGUACCAUAUAUAUAUAUAUAUAUACUGAUGUCCUUGAUGUCCUAAUGGCUCCAGAUGUCUUCUGAUGUCUCCUGAUCCUGUGCAUGUUCUCUAUCUAUCUAGUUACAUUAUGAAUUGAUCGAUUGUGAUAAUUUAAUUUAUAUAAAUAUAUACAUAAAGUUAUCGUCUA